Penicillium salamii is the source of this 1683-nucleotide messenger RNA. The record is from the annotation of a GenBank genome assembly. NCBI's taxonomy places the organism in Eukaryota, Fungi, Ascomycota, Eurotiomycetes, Eurotiales, Aspergillaceae.
AUGCCAAGACUCCAAUCUCAUUGCGAGCUAAGGCGUCUUUGCAACCCGCUGGCCUCUUCUUUCUUCUUCUUUUUCUCAUUCACGUCCAAGAUGUCGGAAUCGAGAGCUCGCAGACAAGAGGAAUCCAACUCCGGAUUCAAGGGUGCCCUCCAGGGCCUUGGAAUCUUCCUUUUGGUCCAAUUCGGUAUCAACCAGUAUAUGGGCAAGAAUAGUGCCUCUACUCCCGUUGAAAAUGCAGGUGGUAUCCCCGCCUUUGCCGAUCGCCCCCAUCCCAGCGAAUACACCGAGCAGAGCGCCCUCCCGGAUCUCAUCGCCCCAAUCUGGCCCGCCGACAGCGCUGUUGAUCUGAGCAUCUAUGUGACUCCCUCGAUCGUUGUUCCCAAGUUCACUUCCUCCGAUAGCAUUCUUGUGCUGCAGGAGAAGAACUUCACCAUUGGAAACUAUAGCGACACCCGCGAAAUCGACACCACCACCCCAACUUCACCGUCCCGCCAGUAUGUCCAGCUGGAGCGCACUGGUGCUCGCGACAGCACCGGAAACCACGGAUGGUACUACCCGAUCGCUUUUGUCAACACUUUCUGGCAAUUGAAGACCCAUAUGACCGAGCUUAACUCCACCGUCAAGACUGUGCCCAUGCACAUCACUAUCAACAACAUGGCAAAUUGGAAGUUCAGCAUUAUCAGCAGCGUUGACGAGGGCUCCAAGCAAAGCUCUCGCCAAGCUGCCUAUGGUGGUUCUGCUCCUGGUGGCGGUGAUGGAACCGAGUGGGAGAUGGUCAAGGAGAUUCUCCUGGAUACUAACAUCUGGCUCCUCGGCACCACUGGUAUUGUUACCAUUCUGCACAUGCUGUUUGAGACCUUGGCUUUCAAGAAUGAUAUUGCCCACUGGCGCAAGAAGAAGGAUGUCGUUGGUACUUCCGUCCGCACUAUCUUGGCAAACGUCUUUAUGCAAGCCGUCAUUUUCCUCUACCUUGUGGACAACAGCGACAACACCUCUUGGAUGAUUCUAGCUAGCCAAGGAUUUGGUAUCCUGCUCGAAUUCUGGAAGAUCACCAAGACCGUUGACGUCCGCCUGCGCCCACCUCCCGCUAGCUCCUUGUUCUCCUUCCUGCCGUAUGUUAUUGUCUUUGAGGACAAGCACAAGCUCAGCGAGACCGAAGAGAAGACCAAGGAAUACGAUGAGAUUGCCUUCCGCUAUCUUUACAUUCUGGCCGUGCCUCUCCUGCUCGCAUACGCCGCCUACAGCUUGGUCUACAACACCCACAAGUCUUGGUACUCAUACAUCAUUGAGACUCUUGUAGGCAGUGUUUACGCCUACGGCUUCCUGAUGAUGGUGCCCAGUCUCUACAUCAACUACCGCUUGAAGUCUGUCGCGCACAUGCCCGGCAAGGCCUUGACCUACAAGUUCCUGAACACCUUCAUCGAUGACCUCUUCGCUUUCACCGUCAAGAUGCCUUGGCUUCACCGCCUUGCCACUCUCCGUGACGACGUCAUCUUCUUCGUCUGGCUCUACCAAGGCUGGAAGUACAAGGUUGAUUACAAGCGUGUCAACGAGUUUGGACAGGGUGGCGACAGCGACGAGGAAGAGGAGGCUACUCCUGUCAUUGAAGACAAGAAGGAGGAGGUGGCUGCCAAGUCAUCCUCCAAGGCUACUCCCAAGUCGGAUACCCGCAAGAGAAAGUAG